AUGACGAACACAAUGCAUGUCUUGGUACUGUGUGUGUUGAUGGGCGCUGUCGCAGCGUACUACCACCCCGACUUACCACCGGGGCCUUACUGUGGUGUAGAUAGAAAGUGUUGCAAGGGUAGAGAAGACGGAUGUUCACACAGGAUAAUCGCUGUUCCAGAUACUGUUUGCUAUUGUGACGAAUUUUGCAAUCGGAACCACGAUGAUUGUUGUCCCGACUACGAGCCGGUCUGUAUCGGAGAGGAGAACCCGUUCAUUCAACCAUGUGCGCAUAAAGGCAAGUUUUACUUGGCAGGCGAGACCCGCAUGGAUGAAUGCAAUACUUGUACAUGCGUUACUACUGAAAACCCACGAGAGUUUAGAUGGAGUUGUGAGACGGACACGUGUUUACUGAGCCAGCAAGUGGUGCAGGAAGUCAAUAGAGGCGCAAGCUGGCGGGCUUACAACUAUACCCAGUUUUAUGGCAAGAAAUUGAAGGAUGGUCUUAUAUAUAAGUUAGGAACAAAACCACUAAGCCGGGAAACAAGACACAUGGGUUCUAUAAGGUAUGAUAAGAACAUAUCAUACCCCAAUCACUUCGAUGCUCGUCAACGUUGGCCAGACUAUAUCUCGCCGGUGGUGGACCAAGAGUGGUGCGGGUCAGACUGGGCUAUAUCUACUGCUACUGUGGCUUCUGAUAGAUUCGCCAUCCAGUCUAACGGUGCGGAGCGUAUGGUGCUCAGCCCCCAAACACUGUUGUCUUGCAACCGUCGUCAGCAGACUGGAUGCGACGGAGGUAACAUUGAUGUCGCAUGGAACUUUAUGAGAAGUCAGGGAGUCGUGGACGAAGAAUGUUUCCCAUACAAAGCCAGAGUGACUAAAUGUCCGUUCAGGAAGAACGGCGAUCUUCUUGAAACCGGCUGCAGAAUACCGGUGAAGCAAAGGACUUCCAGAUAUAAGGUAGCACCGUCCGGGAAAUUGAACUACGAACGCGAUAUAAUGUAUGAUAUCAUGGACUCCGGACCAGUGCAAGCGGUCAUGACCGUGUACCAAGAUUUCUUCCACUACCGCGAUGGUGUCUACCGCCACAGCUACUACGGUGAUCAAGAAAUGAAGGGAUUACACAGUGUGCGUAUCGUUGGCUGGGGAGAGGAACGCGGUGAUCGUUAUUGGAUCGUUGCGAACAGCUGGGGCUGUGACUGGGGCGAGAACGGUUACUUCAGAAUCGCUCGAGGCUCGAACGAAUCCGGUAUCGAAUCCUUCGUUGUGACCGUCCUCAGUGACGUCACACAAGCUUACGGCAAAAAA
Messenger RNA from Brenthis ino (lesser marbled fritillary), 1287 nucleotides. The record is from the annotation of a GenBank genome assembly. NCBI's taxonomy places the organism in Eukaryota, Metazoa, Arthropoda, Insecta, Lepidoptera, Nymphalidae.